Loxodonta africana (African savanna elephant) is the source of this 7621-nucleotide messenger RNA. RefSeq names its product mannosidase alpha class 1A member 1 (gene MAN1A1). Lineage: Eukaryota; Metazoa; Chordata; Mammalia; Proboscidea; Elephantidae. Gene Ontology annotation, molecular function: mannosyl-oligosaccharide 1,2-alpha-mannosidase activity; calcium ion binding. Gene Ontology annotation, biological process: mannose trimming involved in glycoprotein ERAD pathway; carbohydrate metabolic process. The coding region runs from base 16 to 1974 and encodes 652 amino acids. Gene Ontology annotation, cellular component: endoplasmic reticulum; Golgi membrane; extracellular exosome. The transcript is spliced from 12 exons. The record is from RefSeq and is a predicted model, not a curated record.
GCGGCGGAGGGAGCAAUGCCCGUGGGGGGCCUGUUGCCGCUCUUCAGUAGCCCAGGGGGCGGCGGCCUGGGCGGGGGUCUCGGCGGCGGCGGCAGGAAGGGGUCGGGUCCCGCUGCCUUCCGCCUAACGGAGAAGUUCGUGCUGCUGCUGGUGUUCAGCGCCUUCAUCACGCUCUGCUUCGGGGCGAUCUUCUUCCUGCCCGACUCCUCCAAGCUGCUCAGCGGGGUCCUGUUCCACUCCAGCCCCGCCCUGCAACCGGCCGCCGACCACAAGCCUGGGGCCGGGGCGCGCGCUGAGGACGCGGCCGACGGGCGAGCCCGGCGCCGCGAGGAGGGCGCGCCCGGAGACCCGGCGGCCGCCCUGGAGGACAACUUGGCCAGGAUCCGCGAAAACCACGAGCGGGCUCUCAGGGAAGCCAAGGAAACCCUGCAGAAGCUGCCCGAGGAGAUCCAAAGAGACAUCCUGCUGGAAAAAGAGAGGGUGGCCCAGGACCAGCUGCGUGACAAGGCAGCGCCCAGGGGACUGCCCCAGGUGAACUUCGCGCCCCCCAUCGGGGUGCAGGGCCGGGAGCCCUCAGACCCCACCAUCCGCGACAAGAGGGCAAAGAUCAAAGAGAUGAUGAAACAUGCUUGGUAUAAUUAUAAACGUUACGCUUGGGGAUUAAAUGAACUGAAACCUAUAUCAAAAGAAGGCCAUUCAAGCAGUUUGUUUGGUAACAUCAAAGGAGCAACGAUAGUCGAUGCCCUGGAUACACUCUUUAUUAUGGGAAUGAAAGAUGAAUUUCAAGAUGCAAAAUCAUGGAUUGAAAAAAAUUUAGAUUUUAAUGUGAAUGCUGCAAUUUCUGUUUUUGAAGUAAAUAUACGCUUUGUUGGUGGACUGCUCUCAGCCUACUAUCUGUCUGGAGAAGAGAUCUUUCGAAAGAAAGCAGUGGAACUUGGGGUAAAAUUGCUACCUGCAUUUCAUACUCCCUCUGGAAUACCUUGGGCAUUGCUGAAUAUGAAAAGUGGGAUUGGAAGUAACUGGCCCUGGGCCUCAGGAGGCAGCAGUAUUCUGGCAGAAUUUGGAACCCUGCAUUUGGAGUUUAUGCACUUGAGCUACUUAUCAGGAAACCCCAUCUUUGCUGAAAAGGUAAUGAAUAUUCGAACAGUCCUGAACAACCUGGAAAAACCACAAGGCCUUUAUCCUAACUAUCUGAAUCCCAGUAGUGGACAGUGGGGUCAACAUCAUGUAUCAGUUGGAGGACUAGGAGACAGCUUUUAUGAAUAUUUGCUAAAGGCAUGGUUAAUGUCUGAUAAGACAGAUCUAGAAGCUAAGAAGAUGUAUUUUGAUGCUAUUCAGGCGAUUGAGACUCACUUGAUCCGCAGGUCUAGCGGGGGACUGACUUACAUCGCUGAGUGGAAAGGAGGCCUCCUGGAGCACAAGAUGGGCCACCUGACCUGCUUUGCAGGAGGCAUGUUUGCACUUGGUGCUGACGGAGCUCCCGCAGGCCUGGCCCAGCAUUAUCUCGAGCUCGGGGCUGAAAUUGCCCGUACCUGUCAUGAAUCUUACAAUCGCACAUAUGUGAAGCUGGGACCAGAAGCUUUCAGAUUUGAUGGUGGCGUUGAAGCCAUUGCUACAAGGCAAAAUGAAAAAUACUACAUCCUACGGCCAGAAGUCGUUGAGACUUACAUGUACAUGUGGCGACUGACUCAUGAUCCAAAGUACAGGAAAUGGGCCUGGGAAGCUGUAGAGGCCCUGGAAAGUUACUGCAAAGUGAACGGAGGCUAUUCGGGCCUGCGGGAUGUUUACGCCAGACACGAGAGUUACGAUGAUGUGCAGCAGAGUUUCUUCCUGGCAGAGACACUGAAGUAUUUGUACGUACUAUUUUCUGAUGAUGAUCUUCUCCCACUGGAACACUGGGUCUUUAAUACCGAGGCACAUCUUCUCCCUGUACUCCGGACAGAUAAAAAGGCAGUUGAAGUCAAAAAAAAAUAAAAAGACCCUUUAUAUUUUACUCUGCUCCAUUCCCUUCACUGCAUACCUUAAUAAUUCCUUUCUGGUAUUCAGGCACAUGACAAGUUUUUACUAAUAGAUCUGUGAUUAUUCUAAGUUUUAAACUUGUUUUGCAGUCUAUUAUGUUUAUUAUCAUAAGCAUCACCUAUUGCUAUCAAGUCGAUUCCAGCUCAUAGCAACCCUAUAGGACAGAGUAGAACUGCCCUAUAGGGUUUCCAAGGAGCAGUUGGUGGAUUUGAACUGCCAACCUUUUGUUUGGCAGCUGAGCUUUUAACCACUGAGCCACCAGGGCUCCAAUUGUAAGCAUAGACGGACCUAAAUUUCUGAUUGUAUCCUUUAUUAUUCCACCAGUGGAACCACAGGGUUUUUCUUUUUUAAGUAAUCUGUUAUCUCUGAAGUUUGUGAAUUCAUAGUAUCACUUUUAUUAAACUGAAUAGGAUGGUCUACCAGUGACCUCUUAAUUACAGUUCUGAUUUGACUGCAAAACUUUUUCCUCCUCUAUGAGGAGAUGAUGUCUGCUUUAAGCUGUAAUGUUUUGCCAUGUUGCAAAAAGCCAUAAUAAUAAAGUAUUAAAAAGCUCUCUUCUUUUCAACUUCAUGUUAAUCUGGUUUGUCUACCCACCAGAGACAAAUCUUAUGACUGUGACAGCCUCCUUCUUAUGCGGGUCUAUCGUUAUUUGAUAGAGUAUCUUCUAAAACCUUCACUCACAUUGUAAUUCAAAUUAGGAAGUCAUCCCAAAAGGAUCAUCUCAUGUUGACCUCAUUUCAUUGGAACUGAAGUAUGUUUUUGUUGAUUAAUUAUAAUUUGUGAAUUUGUUCUCAGAUUUUACUUUAAAUGUCCUGUGUCAUUUCUGGAUCUGUAUUGGUUAAUUUCUUUCAUUUCCUACUACAUGGUGGAACUCAGAAGUUUUGCAGAGCUCUGCUACCACUGAAUUGUAUUUUUAAAAGGGAAAAACUAUAAUUUUUAGUGUGUCCACUCUUGCUUUUAACUGAGUAUAUGAAGAAAUUGGGUCUCUCUAAAGAGAAGAUAUUUCAGAUGGCUUUUAGUUUAUGUUUGCAUUUUAUCUAUUUUUUUAUUUUUCUUGAGAAAAAGAAAUCAUUCUAUUUGGUUCGGAUUGGAAAAGGGCCCUUUCUCAAAUGCAGUCAAUUAUUUCAUUUUAAUUUAUGAAAGCAAGAUUUGACUUUGUGAAGGAAACUUUGCCAUUUAUCUAUUCAUGGUCAUUUGAGGAAAAUCUAACACACUUUUAGGCCAAAUAAGAAUAUAGUAUAUUUAGUGUGAUUAAACUCAACAUAGAGAUCCCAGCUUAGAAGCAACACAUAGGUAUGCCUACUCCCAACCCCCCACAAACCUGCAGCAGAUCAAAAUAAUAAUACAAUUCUUCAGAACAUUAAGUUUUGAGAUAUUAACUCUUUUUCCAAGAAUAGAUUGGUUAUAGCUUGUGUUUUCUAUCACAUUCGUUUAUAUUUUAUAUAUAUUUCCAUGAAAGGGCUAACAUGAUGCAUACUGAGGUACAUACAGACUUUGAACCACCCAAAUUUUCAACCUGUAGUGGUCGAACAGAUCAGUGUAACCCCAUAGGUUAGACAGAACCACAGGAAAUUGCCAUAUUUGUAGUUCAUAAACUGACAAAUAUCAGCAAUUUUCUAUGGUUCAGCCUAAUAUUUUUUAAAGAUAGUUAUAGUUUUCUUAGGUCUCCAUAGACUUAAUAGCUUCUGCUAUAAAGUGCUUUAAAAGCUUGCCUUUGUCUGAAAGGACCAACUUGUGUGAGCUUUUUUUUUUUUUUCAGUACUGUACAUGGGGUAUAUCUCAAAGAAUAAGUUAAUAAAAUUAGUAAAUGGAAGUAUCCUUCAGUACAUCAUGAUUGCCUUGUUAAUGUGUCUCUGUGACCCAGAAUAACUUCUCCCACCCAUAUUUUCAGCUCACCUAGUGAAACAAACGGAUAGUGAGGGUACCUUUUAUCCAGAAUGUAAAGCAAAGUAUAAAAAAUUAUUGCCAAAAUUGGGCUAUAUGUAUUUAGGUUAUAAUUUUCAUAUAAACAUCCUUUGACUAGCAACUUAAUUAUUUGCUUUUUUGAUUUAAAAGAGCACAAAGCUGAUAACGUAUUUCUGCAGCACAGAGUAUUUCAAUCAGGCUCUAUGUACACACUGCCCUAUAAUUACCAUUCGUAUCCUGGUAUAAGUAGACAAGAUUGUACUGCACAUUGCUCUGCCAGUGGCAAGAAUAAAGUUUUUUUAAAUUCCAAAACUUGGAUUUUUUUAAAGAAAAUUCCAAAAACACCAAAAAUGUAAACAAGAGAUUAAUAAUAUGGUGAUGUAAUUUAAUUAGUUAUAUUUUAUGUUAAUUAUAUUUUAAACAAAUGAAGUUGUUAGGUAGAUAUUGUCUUUUGUUCAUUUUCACCAAAACCGUGCAGUUAAGUUUACAUAUAUAUAUUCACAUCCUGAAGGGUGAAUAAUUAAAAAAGCACUUAAUUUUGUGUUUAUGCAAUAUGUUUUGGAUAUACUUUGUGCAAUUAAUAUUACACAUAUAAGUAGUAUGGCAGUUUACAGAACCCACUGAUGUUUGUCAUAACUUCUUCAUGUGUAUUACCCAUUCUUCACAUUGGUUGUUUUUGAUUUGUACAUAAAUCCAUUCUGUCAUUUCUAACUUUAUAUAAAUCUCUAAUGUUAUGGGAUACAUAAUAGAUUGAUGCAUAAUUUUUAAAAGCUAUAUUUGUAAAAUUUCUCUAUUGUGAAUAAAGCCUUUUAAUAUAUCUCCUUAUUUGUUGUUUUUCUCCUUUAAGUAAGCUACUGUAUAUCUAGAGGUGAGUGCCAACAGUUGGAAAUGUAAAUAUUAGAUCCUUUUAGUGUUUCCGUACCACACGUAGAGAAUCUUGACAAGGAAACAUUUCCCAUUAAAAACUUCAAACUGAUUGUGCAUUUAGUUAAUCAAAUACCUUUAUGAAGAAUCUAGCGUAUGUUAAACACUAGGCCACGCAGGGUAGGGGUGAGGGGGCGGGGUUGGUAUCAGAAAUAGCGCAAAAUGUGAUCCUUGUGUUUAAGUUUGCAAUCUGAACAAGGAGAUUAGACUAACCACCCAGAAACAAGACAACAGCAUUUAGUUGUGUUAAAUUACAAGUUAAAUUCUUCUGUAGAAGUCCAGGUGAGCUGGAGGUCAGUAGGAGUUGAGUAGUCAGAGAGGCUUAGUGGAAAGAGAGAAGCUAUAGGAGAGCUUAUGAUACCUCUGAUAAGUAGCAGAUCACCAGGUCUUUCUCCUGUAGAGCCGCUGAGUGGAUUUGAACUGCCAACCUUUGCACCACCAGGGCUCUUUAUAUUACAUAUUUACUUCCUUAUUUGUUUAUUGUCUGCCUAACCCCUUGUAAUUUAAGCUCCAUGAGAGCAGAAACUAUUUGGACUUCUUUUUUCCAUUGCUCUUAACUCCAAUGCCUCAGACAGUAUCCAGCUCUUGAUACCGUACAAUGAGUGGUGAAUGAAUGAACAAAUGAAAUUCCACUUUAUAUUCAUAGGCUUUGCUUCAACUAUUUGCAAAAGCCUUUUAAUGAGCAUUAAUUAAAAAAAAAAAAGUACUUGUAUUACAUAAGGAUGUUUCAAUUGAACUAUCAUAAGAAUGGGCAUUGUUUUUAUUGCUACUGGUAGUGGUUUUAAGGGAUUAUAGAGGAUAUUUGUGUUUGUGUUUGUGAUUGGAAUCAACUCAACAGAUUUUUUUUAAAAACUACUCAGAUGAUUAAAGUGCUAUCCUACGAUAGUUUUUUAGUGUUAUGAUUUAAAUAGCCUUCUAUUGUUUUCUGUGACAUAAUUUCACAGUCCCUGUCUCAUAUAAAGAAAAUAUUUCAGCAGCAUCAAGCAAAGGAAUUGGUUUCUUACAGUCAAAUGGGAACCUUCUGAAUUCAACCAUUUGUAACAUAUCUUUGACACUGGUUGUAUUUACUCUGUGGUGAUAGAAUUAUUAAAAAUUAGUCUAAGCAUGAUUUUUAUUUACACUGUCAGCCAUCCACACAGAGAUGUCAGCUUGGCAGCUCAUAUUUCUGAUCUCUGAUAACUGUAUAGAGACAUUUGCUUAAAGUUUUUUGAGAAGCUAACAGAAAAUCUUUUUUCAUUUAGACAUAGCGUACAUGUAUCUAAUUGCCAUUUGAGCUCCCUGGAUUGCAGCUGAAAUGUGCAGGUGAGGAGGAGAAUCUUAUUUAAUCUUUUUUAACUGAUUUGAUGGCCUGGAGACCGAUUUCUAUUUUUUCCAGAUCAUUCCAUUCACACUAGCCAACAUGAGUCAUAAUCUUCAAGCAAUAUUUGCCAAGCAUCAAGAUAUGCACAUAAAGUUUUAGAACUACAUGGGGGUCUAGAUGUCAUUUAGUCCAACUCUCUUAUUUUAAAUAUGAGGAAACUGAGGGAUUUUUCCAAGAUAUAGAAACUUUGCUACACUGGCGCUGUGCUGUGAAGAUGCAGGGAUAUGAUAUGGGGGUAAGAUUUUAUACUAAUGAAAAAAAAGUGUAUGAGAGUAUGUUUCUGUCCAACCACCCACUCCUUUUGACUAAAUAAAGGUGCAAAUUCAGAAUCCAGUCUUGGGAAUUUGUCUAAGGCUAUUUCCCAAAGUGCGGGCGAUAGUUCACUUACAUCAGAAUCUCUUGGCAGUUUUAUUAAAAUGCAGAUUCAAGAGGCUUACUCCAGAUUUAACAAAUCAAAAUUGUGGUCCCACCCAUUAUCAUCCAGUGGAUUCCAACUCAUAGCAACCCUAUAGGACAGAGUAGAACUGCUUCAUAGGGUUUCUAAGGAGUGGCUGGUGGGUUCCAACUGCAGACAUUUUGGUUAGCAGCCAAACUCUUAACCACUGUAUCACCAGGGCUCCUCCCUGGAAUAUACAUGUUAACUAGCUGUUUGUGUUAUUCCUUUGCAUAGUAAAGUUCAAGAAGCAUAAUUUUAAGCUAGAAGUCUGUGCAAGUUCCAACACUAGUGAAGUAAUUAAUUAGCUGGUCAUAACUAGCAUAUGUACCUUUUUCUUUAUUUUUGUUUCUACCUCAAAGUUCAAUCACAAGAACUUGAGACAAAAUUUUGAUCACUUUGGAAAUGUAGACUCAUCCUUUUUCACAAAAGUGUUUCCAAGCAAUGAGCUAUAUACCUAAGUCUUUUAGAAACAGAUUUACACUGGGUUUGUAAGCGUAAUUCUUUCUCCUGGGGGAAAUCCUAAAAGUGUUAACUUCAAUCAUGCCUGUUUCUAUUGGUGACUAUUUCAUUUGCUUUCUUCUCCUGAUGGCUGCUUUCAAGGUCAGUUCUCAAAUUGCUUCCUCUGUUCUUGUUGAUUUUGACGUGAUUGUUACUUGCAUAGACUACACAGAAAUCCAAGUGUGGCCAUAGGUCAUGUAAAUGUAAAAGACGUUCUUGGAAAUGAUCUCUGAAAAGUGCCUCAUUUUCCCUCCUCUGGUGUUUUUACAUUCACUGCAAUGCUAAUCAUCAAAAAUUUGUUGGCUCACUAUUAUUAUGAUUACUCUGAAUCCCCUUAAAAUAUGUCAUUACUUGCUGAAUAAUUCGGAUUGUGCCACAGAUCCAUUUAAUUUCCAGUGAAUGCAAAUUACCACAAAACCUCAGAAAACAGUGAUGGAUGUAUAACUUUAAAAAAAAAAAAAAAAAAAAAAACUUCCACC